Messenger RNA from Pseudozyma flocculosa PF-1, 474 nucleotides. RefSeq lists its product as uncharacterized. NCBI's taxonomy places the organism in Eukaryota, Fungi, Basidiomycota, Ustilaginomycetes, Ustilaginales, Ustilaginaceae. The record is from RefSeq and is a predicted model, not a curated record. The coding region runs from base 1 to 474 and encodes 157 amino acids. Gene Ontology annotation, biological process: proteasome assembly; double-strand break repair via homologous recombination; mRNA export from nucleus. The transcript has 3 exons. Gene Ontology annotation, cellular component: proteasome complex; proteasome regulatory particle, lid subcomplex.
AUGUCCUCUUCCACGACGCCCAAGCCCAACGAGGCAUCCAACACCACCGCCGCCUCUACGACCGAGCAGCAGCAGCAGCAGCAGAAUGCUCUUCCCUCGCUCGGAGCGCUCGAUGAGGAUGACGAGUUUGAAGAGUUCGAGGAGCAGGACUGGCCAGAAUCCGCAACGGACCUAUCGCAGUUCGGCGCAACGUCGUCCAACAACGCCGCCGCCACCGUCGGCCAGAGCGUAGGACUCACCAUGGGCUCGUUCACCACCUCUUCGGCGUCCUCGACCCAUCCCGCCGGUUCCGCCGCCGCUGCCGCCGCCGCGGGUGCUGGCGCAGGCGCUGGUGCAAACGCUUCACACUCAGCUGCCAAUGGCGAUCACCUCUGGCAGGACUCGUGGGACGACGAUACCGUCGAGGAUGACUUUAGCAAGGCCCUCAGGGCCGAGCUGGAAAAGCAGAAUGGCGCACAGGCAAUGUCGACAUAG